AUGAGACUUGGUCAUCUAAUUGACUGGCUCAGAAUUCAAGUUCUUGCCCCUUCAAAUGUUGGUAAAAGUAGUUUCAUCAUGACUAUUCACUCUGCCAUAAAGGGAAUGAGAGAGAAACCAACAGGAUUGGAAGUUAGAGUUUCAGGUGGAGCAGAUCAUACUACCAUGAGUGUUAAUAAUUAUCCACUUACUGAGAAGAUCUCAAUCAAUGAUAUUUUUGGUUGGGAUUUCAAUUCAGAUAAUUUGCAAGUUGAUCGUUUUAAAUGUUUAUUGGAAGGUAUGCUUAAAUUUGGUCAAUCAAAGAAUGAUCCAAGUGUUAGUGAAAGUGAUCUUUCGAGAGCAAGCAAUGCUGUAUUAUUAAUGUUGACAUUUGAAGAUUGUUUCACACCUGGUUUCUUGGAAAAACUCAAAGUUUUGCACGACAGUGCCAGAGAAAUGGGAAGAGUUGUUGCCUUUGCUAUUACCAAAUUGGAUACUAUUGCUGAUGAUACUAAAAUUCAACAAUUUAAUGAUUCAGUUGAUCCAGAAACAGCUCAGAACUUUCUUUUAAAUAGUUCUGCUUUUAAGAGAUGUUCAGAAAGGAUUCAACAAGUUAUUAGCGGUCAAGCCUGCUGUUAUCCACUUGUAAAUUAUCAGAAUCAUCAACAGUCAACUAUUAGAAAGUUGGAUUAUCUUGCUGGAAGUAUUGUUGAGGGAAUUUUGAUUCAACUUGAAAGAGAAAGUAUGUUGAUUGAUACCAGCUCUGAAAUAUUUGAUCCAUUCCAAUUCGAAACCCCAAUUAAAGCUGUAAAAAUUAACUAA
Naegleria gruberi is the source of this 801-nucleotide messenger RNA. RefSeq names its product GTP-binding protein EngA. Bases 1 to 801 code for a protein of 266 amino acids. The transcript has a single exon. The record is from RefSeq and is a predicted model, not a curated record. Lineage: Eukaryota; Heterolobosea; Eutetramitea; Acrasida; Naegleriidae.